CCUCGCUUCAGGUGUUGGGCAGCGACUGCGGGGAUGACUCGGCCGAAGUCGUGGUGGACCUGCUGUCACAGCUCGAGAAGAGGGACACUGAGCUAUCGCGUGCUCGUGGCCGGUGCGAGCGGCUCUCUGAGGCCCUGGCCCAGAGUGAACGAGAGGUGGCUGCAUGCAGGGAUGCCUUGCACGACUACCAGCUGCAGAUGGAAGCUCAGCGGGCGACCCACGAGGCACAGCGCUCCCGCGUGCACGACUUGCAGGUGCAACUUGGUGAGGCACGGGAAGGCUGCGAGUUCCUGCAGGCGGAGCGUGCCACCUUGGCGGAGGCACAGCUCGAGUCCGAGGCCGAGAUGCGUCGCCUCCGUGGUCUCCUCGAGGCAGCCCUGGAGACGUCGCGCAUCCUCUAUCAGCGCUGUGCCAAGCUCUUUGCAAAGUGCCAGCAGAAGAGUGUGCGGCUGUCCCAGCUUGAAUCGCAGCUGGAGUGUCAGCGGCCCAUUGCCGAAGCCACGGCCAGCAGCAGCCAGGCACUGGCCCAGCUGUCGGCCAAGCUCCAAGCCUUCCUCAAGACCAGUGUGCUCUUCGCUGCUUCACACUUGCAGCUUGACUCGGAGGUGUUGGAUGAAAUCAUGGACGACCUGGAAGGUUCUGGAGACGAGCACCCACCUGCACCAGCAGUGCCACCACCAAGCAAGGACAGACUGGCACCGCUGGAUGUCUCCUUUGCUAACGGAGACUCCGAGCCAGACUCGAGUUAUGGCACGCCCGUCGACGAGCUUCCACCGAGCACCUCUGCCGAGCACAGUUCUCUCGUGCAUGCGAUCCUGCAGGCUGCCGCAGGCUCCCAACUCUUGGCACGGAGUGAAGACUUGCCCAUCAAUGGCGAGAGUGAAGUGCACGACAAAUUGGCCGAGCGAAGAAACUUGUGUGUUGUGGAGCGCACCCUGGUGGAUUGCAAUGGUGUGAGUGGGGAAGGUAGACUCGGGGGCCAGGUGCCACCUGCGGGCUCCAUAGACGAAGAGGCGGGUCUUCAGUCUGCAAGGAGUCCCGCUGUGUCCCACACCAAUGGAUUUCGUGUAGACGAUGGCGCAGUGAUGUUCAGGCCAAACCAGUGCCUCGCUACCAGCCUACCUAGCGGUGUGAGCGGUUCCUCGGAAAAUGGGCUCGGAGGUCAGGGCCCCAGUGACGAAGACGCAGCCCAGUCAUCCAUCUCGGGCAAACCGGUGGGCACGGUUCCACCCUUCCGCACAGUGGCAGCCACCGACAGCAAGACCCCAGCUGGUGCAGGUGGUGCUGGUGUCGGUGGGCACGAAAGGGCUGUGGCAGAACUGGCAUCCCUGUCGGGCAAGCUGGUCCGCAUCCAUUCACUCAUGCAGGCUCGUGUUCAAGAGCGAUUGCGCACUGAUCACGAACAGAUGUAAGUGUG
Rhipicephalus sanguineus (brown dog tick) is the source of this 1417-nucleotide messenger RNA. RefSeq lists its product as uncharacterized. Lineage: Eukaryota; Metazoa; Arthropoda; Arachnida; Ixodida; Ixodidae. The record is from RefSeq and is a predicted model, not a curated record. The transcript has 6 exons. Bases 198 to 1412 code for a protein of 404 amino acids.